AUGCAGCUCCAGCGAGGCACCGGCCGGAGCUACGCGUCGCUCCCACUCACGGGAACGUCGCCGGACCCGGUGCCCCGCUUUUCCCGCUUUGGAGUGCAGAAACGCUGGCGCGGCGCCAGUUUGCUCUGCUUGGCAAUCGGAGUGUUUGCACUUGGCCUAGAGGUUUUGAGGGAGGAUUCUUCUAAAAGGUUGGUUCCAGCAUCUACUGUUGCUACCGCUACUAGUUCAAGCACCAUGCUGUUUACCUCAUUUUCAAACGUUUCUACCUCCACUGCUGCUACUGGACUCUCAUUUGGUGGUGCCCCUACAACUUUGGCUGGAAUGCUUGGUGGUACAGCAUUGGGAUUUGGAUUAAAUUUCCCUGGAGCAGGUGGAGCAGCUGCUGUUGCAUCUACUACAACGUCAACCAUCACCACUACCACGGUCACCACCACCAGCACCAGCACCAGCACCACCAGUAGCUUUACCAUGAAUCUAAAACCACUGACAUCAACUGGCAUGAAUAACACUGUUCCAUUCGGCAUGAUUCCUAAACCUUUUACUUUGACCAUUAGUGAAAUCAUAACUCCUGUGAUGACAUAUGGUCAGCUGAGUGGUCUGGUAAACAAAUGGAGCCUUGAGUUAGAGGAUCAAGAGAAACACUUUCUUCACCAGGUCACCCAGGUCAAUGCUUGGGACUAUACAUUGAUUGAGAAUGGUGAGACGAUUAUUGCUUUACAUGGAGAAGUGCAAAAGGUGAAACAGGAUCAGAAAAGGCUGGAGGAAGAAUUGUAUUUUAUCCUGUCACAGCAGAAAGAACUAGAAGAUCUCUUGACCCCUUUAGAGGAGUCUAUAAAGGACGAGAGUGGGUCUGUUUGUCUGCAGCAUACAGAUGAGGAGCGUGAGAGGAUUUACCAGUUAGCAGAAGAUGUAUAUGCUCGGCUGAAACGAACGGCCCAAGAUCUCAAGGACAUUAUUGAGUACCUGAAUACAUUUGGAAGUCCUGCUGACACUACUGGCCCGCUCCAGCAGAUCUGCAAAAUUCUGAAUGCUCAUAUGGACUUUCUACAAUGGAUUCAUCAGACUUCAGGCAUGCUGCAAAGGAAUGUAGAAGAGAUAGAAGUUUUCGAGCAUCGUCAUUACAGGGAGCAGGAAUGCAAUGUCAGGAUUGCUUUUGAUUGAAUGACCCUAUCUUCAGCAUGCUGUUUUUGGAUUAUACAUUACCUACAAAUUUUGAUGGUGUUUGUUAGAGUAGUAUUUACAGUUAAUAUUUAAUCUUUGGUGGCAAUAAAGGCUGCAUGUAUUUUUCCCCCACUUAAAUAUUGUGCUGUUGGCAAUGAUACUGUAGUUUGGCUUUUAGUAUUAGCAACUCAAAACUAUAUCAGCUCUUCUGUCUAGACAGCAGCCUAUUUGAUGUUGACUCUGUGUGUGCAAUUCAUGGCUUACUCUGCUAGAUUCCAUAUCUUACCGGCAGCACGCAUUGUCCUUUUCACUCCAGCCAGAUCAUAAAGAAAUGUUUGCCAAAAAAUAGAUGCCAACCAGUCUUGACUGGGUGCCUGUUAACAUUCAACGUAUAGUGUUAGCUACUGUAAAGUUUCUCUCGUCAAAAGAACUUACUGUCUACUUUGAGAUGUACUUAAUGCCUGUCUGUAUAAAAAAACAGUAUAGACAAUACAAGGAAGUGUGUUAUGAAGUACAGAAAGUAUGCUAUAGAAAUUCAGAGAAGGGAGGAAGAGUUAGGAUGGAUUUGGGACUUGAUUUAGGUUAUUUAAAAAAGGGUAUGGUUCAGGCAAUUGGUUUAUUUUUGAUGUCCAGAUAAUCUGGUGUUUUACUUGGUUUUAGCAUAUGAUUUAUAGUUGUGGGUUUUGUGUAUUUGUUUAUCUGUUUUUCAAGAAAAAGCAUUGUUCUUAGCUUGGAAACAGUCUGAUUUCUUGUGUUUCAUGUUUUACCUAAGUCAUAAAUAAAGGCAAAGCUCUGAAAAAUAAAAGUAUAACACUAAAAUAAACUACU
Molecule: messenger RNA, 1989 nt
Organism: Globicephala melas (long-finned pilot whale)
Lineage: Eukaryota; Metazoa; Chordata; Mammalia; Artiodactyla; Delphinidae
Gene: NUP62CL
Product: nucleoporin 62 C-terminal like
Biological process (GO): protein import into nucleus; RNA export from nucleus
Cellular component (GO): nuclear pore central transport channel; nuclear pore
Molecular function (GO): phospholipid binding; structural constituent of nuclear pore
Source: RefSeq, a predicted model, not a curated record